Molecule: messenger RNA, 981 nt
Organism: Acanthoscelides obtectus
Lineage: Eukaryota; Metazoa; Arthropoda; Insecta; Coleoptera; Chrysomelidae
Source: the annotation of a GenBank genome assembly
AUUUUUUCUCAUUAGCGGUCGCAGAUUAUCUAAUCUCGCGGAAAAGUUCAUCGGCUGACCCCCGAUAGGUACAAACAGCGAUAAAAAAACCAUAUAAAACACCCGGAGAAUUUCACAGCUGCAUCACAGUUGGCGAUUAAGACGACAUCAUGAAGUUCCUAGUACUCCUCAGCCUCGUAGCUUACUGCGCAGCAGUACCCAUCGGAUCAGUAUACAGAACCGGUGUAGACUACCCUUACGGCAGGUCUACUGUGUACGACUACCUUAGGCACACCUUCGGCGUCAGCCCAUACCUAGGAGGCCACAGGGGCUACUACGGCACUGGAAUCUACGGAACCGGCAUCUACGAUGACGCUGUCCACCACGGCGUUUCUGACUACUACCUGCCCCACCACAUGUACGGCGACGUCGCCAUGCCCCACCACGUCUACGGAGCCUACUGGCCCCACUCCGGCAUCUACGGAUCUGGAAUUUACGGAGAUGUCCUGAAGCACGGCGUAUACGGAGCUUACGGAAGGUCCGUGGCUGGAGUCGUACCUGAUGUUGUCGCCGACAUCAAGACCGUGAGCGGAGUCUACGAUGACGACACCGAAACCCUGCACCACCAGCAGCUCGUCCAAGAGCAGCAGCUCCAGAUCCAGCAGCAACUGCAGCAACAACAGCUCCAGCAGCAACAGCAGCUCCUUCACGAGGAACAACGUCUGGCCCAGCACCAGCUCUACCAGGAAGAGGAGAACAUGAACAAGCGUCACUUCAUCCAGCACCAGCAGCUGAAGGAGCUGCAAGAGCGCGUCCAGGAGGAGCAGCUGAAGCAGAAGGUGCAGCUGGAUCAGCUCCAGAACCUCCACCACAUCUACCCGCGUCACGGCGGAUUCAUGGAGCAUCUGAUGGGAGGUGUCAGGACUGGACUGCCCAUCGCCGGAGUUUACUAAGCGUUUAUAGAUAUUUAUGAGUUUUUAAAUACAUUACUUUAAAAUCAUA